AUGAUACAAUAUGAUGCAGGUCUGAUGUUGUACAUCUUUGGAAUAUCAGUUUGGUAUAGAGAAUUUUUUUCAUUGAAAUCACUUGCACUGUUUUACAAGCAUUCUUGCCCUGUUAAUUUACAUGUUCCUAUUCAAAUUGCAGCAACACUAUUUGAACAGCCAACCCAUGUAGCUAUUUUACAUACAGUCCUUUACAUAGAAGAUUCUCAUCCUUUUAAACUUACUUUCAUCUUGCCAGUGAUUAAGCCACAUAUGAAACCUGAGUACACGCCUUUGAACAAGCUAUCACCUGUAAGCAAGGCAUACAAAUUACGUGUGACAGUGAAAGAAAAGUCUCUUAUCCGAACUCCUCCAAACAAGAAAAAAUUUCAGAAAUUGGUUUUUGAAGAUGAAGAGGGUAACAACGUGAAAGCUACUUUGUUCGGAGCUGAAUGCGACCACUUUCAAAAAGUCAUUGAACACAAGAAGAAGUAUGAGAUAGCUAAUGCUCCAGUGCGAACAAUCAACCCUAAAUUUAGUUCAUUUCCAGGAGAAUGUGAACUAACCUUCGGCGGAAUGACUAAAAUUCAAGCUAUUGAUCGAACAGAGGGACCUGUGUUGCCUGAAUACAUCUCCAUAGCUGAUGUACCAAGGACAAGUGGACCAUCAGACCGGUUUGAUUUGCUUGGAAUAGUAGUCCACAUGGAAGACCCCCAACAAGUGGAAUACAAAUCAGGCAGGGUAGCUGACGUACGUGAUAUCAGCAUAGUUGAUGAAAGCACUGGUUCUCGUCCAAUGAUCAUCUCUGCAUGGGGACAAUUAGCCCUUUCUGACUGUUUUUCACUGCAAUCAAGCAUGUCCACAAAGAUUGAUCCAGCCCCCAGUGGUGAAAAAGCUGACGCUUUAAGAGCUUGGGCCCAUGCACAUCCAGACAUAAUUAGUGAUUACAUGGCAAGGCAACUCGAAUUCAUGACUAUUGGUGCUGAGCCGGUUCCAACUACACUUGACAACAUCAUUGGCAAAAAUGAAGAAAUAUACACGCUGACAGUCACAAUUCCAGAUGCACAGUUAGACAGUGUUAUUGCUUACAUUGGCUGCGAUAAUUGUGGAAAGCGUUGUGGCGUUGCUGCAAAUGUGGCCUUCUUUUGCCCACAUUGCCCUGACAAAAAAUGCACCUCCACUGAAAGGGUAAACUUUACCUUUGAUGCUGUAGAUGACACUGGAACAUUUCGCCUCACUGCCUUUGGCCAAGAUGACUGGAACGAUUUUAAUCAUGUUGCUGCAGCUCUAAAAUCCACACCAAUGCACAUAAUCCUCCAUCCAUCUCAGGCACUUAACAGGGCAGGAGUGUUGCGGGAUGCAAUAGCUGCCUAUGGUUCAAACUUGCUUAUUGUGUGA
Chenopodium quinoa (quinoa) is the source of this 1377-nucleotide messenger RNA. Its product is annotated as replication protein A 70 kDa DNA-binding subunit B-like. The record is from RefSeq and is a predicted model, not a curated record. Bases 1 to 1377 code for a protein of 458 amino acids. Lineage: Eukaryota; Viridiplantae; Streptophyta; Magnoliopsida; Caryophyllales; Amaranthaceae. The transcript has 14 exons.